Protopolystoma xenopodis is the source of this 2559-nucleotide messenger RNA. The record is from the annotation of a GenBank genome assembly. NCBI's taxonomy places the organism in Eukaryota, Metazoa, Platyhelminthes, Monogenea, Polystomatidea, Polystomatidae.
AUGGACCUUGGUUUUUUCUCCGUUCUGACGCUGGCUAAACACUGUCCUCUUGGUUUUUGUGAGUCUAACCGGAUCCUCUGCGGAGCUACUCAAUGAUGUGGAAUUGGCCUCCUGCGACUCGGAUACCAAGCUUUGGGACUUCCAUCGGUGAUUACUUGCAAUACGGUUUUGAGGCAGCGUGUGAGAUGUGACGCUGAAGAAAUGCGCGGAUUGGCGGCGCACUCAGAAAUGUUUUUUGCCACCGAAGAGGUUUACAACAAGCGGCAUUCUACUGUUCCUCCACUCUCUGAUGAUUAUAUUGUCCAGUCUGCGUCCUCAGGAUUGAUUCCUUCGACUGCACCUAAGGCUCAACAUUCCUCUCUUGCUGAUUCUGUCGACAAUGGACCUAAUUGCUCAAAGGCUCCCUUCGUAGAAAAUCAGACUUCAGCAGGGCCCACCUCUUUAUGUUUUGAAGAGGUCACAUCUAUCAGUCGGGAUAAGGAGGGCGUGUUGGAGGAGGAUAAUUACGAAACGACGUUCACUGGACCUUCAGCCCACAACACGCUUUCGCGACAGGAGAGCCCUAAUUUGACUGAACGUACUAGCGCUAGAAUCGUUGAUUGCAGAUUACUCGACAAUGUUGCCAACGGCAGUGAUUAUGCGCCUCAACCUGGCCCCCUAAUGACCUGCAAUCUGGCCCAAAAAGAUCGAGAGAACGAUAGUCCGGUUGUUGUGGCAGCAACCGUAUUUGGUUCCAAGCUUUUACCGGGUGAUUCAGUUGCUCCAGGGGCGGCCAGCAUUAAUCUUAACCCGGUGCUUAAUGCUAAUGCUUUGGAUAUCGUCAUUGCUGGCGAAACUUUCAUCUGCAUUCCCGGCCGUGUCCCUUGGAGUUCUCAUUGGUGUUGCCUUCGCCGCUCUCUUCUGGAAAUAUUUCGCUCCUCCCAUCGUCCUGAUGACAUUUCAUCUCCUACCUCAAAUGGACAACCGGUCGCUUCCGUUGCUCCACUCUUCAGUCUCUCCUUGGAGCCGGGGCUUGUUGAGCUGGGGCUGGCAGGCGACAAACGACGUCGAUCCGCCCUUCGCCUCGCGGCUCCAACGAUUUCGCCGGGUGCCUUGCUUCACUUCCACGUUACUGAUAAGCUGUUGAUGGGUGCUUGGAUCCGUGGCUUUAUACAAGCCCUUGGUAUCAUUCCUUUCGCUUGUGUUGACCAACCGGCUCCAACUGGGCCGACUAAAGCUCUGGCAGCAGCGCCUUCGCCAGGACUAUCUUCCGGACCUCAUAAUCACCCAAACCUGAUGCAUGGGCCAACAGUCUCUUCAGCUGCCACUAGUAGAAGACAGUUGCCACAACUUCCGGUGGAGCAGGUGGAUUCCUCCGAUUGUCAGCUGCUGCGGCAGAACGCUAGUAUAUCUGAUCUAAAUAUAACAAGGCCUUCCUAUCCAGAAUCUAUGCAUACUUUCCAGAACCCUGGCUUUGGCCGAAAGACUGAGCGUGCUUUCUCUCUAUCAAACUGUUCUGAGGCACCAACCCCUUCCCUGUCUUCGUUGUCUGGCCGAAGCAGCAACUCAGACCAUGUCUACGAUGAAGUCUGUCCUCCAAAUACACGUCCGCCUUCCAAGGCACCUACAGGAACAAAUGCUCUUUCUACAAAGACCGGUUUGUCACUGACCCAGGCAUCCAGUCCUCUGCAAUGGCCAGAUCGUCCUGACACAAAGCGACGCUGGAGCUUGGCCUCUUCAUCGCAUCUGCCACAUCCUCCUCUGUUAUCUCCUCCAAGCAUCUACGACUCUACUGGUGCUUUCCUUGAAUCACGUUCCUCAACUUUCCUCCCGCAGCCCAGCCAGCGAUUGUUUGCCCAGCCAUUGCCUCCUCUGCCUCAGUCCGCUGCUCCGAGUCGCAACGAGUCAUUUGCCAGUCGAAGCACGAGACGUGACAGCUGUGGACCUGUGGGUUCCACAACUGCGUCCCAGUGUCAACCAACUGACAGAAUCUCGAAUCAGCAGCAUAAUCAGUCUCAUCCGGCGGACCAGAUGGAAGAAUCUUUGUACAGUAUAGUGAAGGAACAUGACGAAGACGAAAUAGCAUAUAUCGACUCCCUUGGCAGCGACAAAGUUGAAUUAACUUCUGAGGCUCCUAACUCGAACUCAUCAAAACUCGAAAACCAUACGCCUUCUGGUCUCCGACGUUGCUACUCACUUUUCGAGAUCCAGGGAAUUACUCUUGGUGAUACGCUUCGCCCAAUCGACAACCUACUUCAUUCUUCGUGUCACUUGCCUUCUAUGACUAUGAAUUUGCCCAUCUUCUCUCAAUCAGGCGUAUCUACUCUUCUAGAAGCUUACCGCUUACCUCCAGACAGCCCUGCUCUUCUCUCCACUAAGAAACCCAAUCCCGCAACCCCUAUUCAAGUGGAGCCACGAUUAUCGCCAAAUACAGAGGGGCAACUAUGCAAUCUGAAUCCUGAAACCGAGACUGAUAAUUCGGCAGCCGGAGAGAUGGAGGGUAUUGGGGUCGCAACCUGGGGCCAGAGUGCAUGCUCAGCCUCUUCAGGCUGUUAUUGCUGUGGCUGCUGUUGCAGCUGC